GUAUAUAUACUCUACACUUUCAUUUAUUUUAAUUGUCCUGCUGGAUUUUAUAGCCGCCAUAUUGCUAGGUCAUAUUUCAAUUUAGACGUAUACAGGUGGUUGUCGAAGAUCAAGACGAAAGACGAUCUGUCAGAAUCAUAAAUUUACUUCAUCAAGUAAAUAAGAUAUGUGACGUGUCAAAGAUCAAUUAGGAACUCGAGUGGGAUGUCAUUCACUAAAACAGGCGUGCAUCAUUUUAUUGAAGUCUCGAUUAAGGUUCUCAGCUUUUAAUCUUGGAAAUAAGAACGAUCCUAACCUCCUAAGAUUGCAAUUUAACAUGGGGAACAUGUGCAAUGACUGUAUGGCCAGAGUGCCUUAUGCGACUCUUAUAGCGACUAUUAUGUGUUGCUUGGGAGUUGGCAUAUUCUGUGGCACCAUGUACAGAGGGGUUACAAUAUGUUCUCUUAUGAUGGAUCAGGUAUUUCAUUUAAGACUUGGCUGGUUGGAAGCCUUACAAUUGGUUCUUGCUAUUAUCGGAGCUAGCAUGGCUGCUUUAGGCUUUAUGAUUUUAUGUGUUGGUUGUCUAGCAACAGGAGCAACCAGACAUAAAGUAUAUAGAGCAUGGCGAUCUAGAGUAGGAGGUCGUAUUUCUUGUGCUGUUUUCAUGACAAUAACGUACGUAUCGCAAUUGAUUUGGCUUGUAAUAUUCGCAAUUUUAGUUAUAAUCACCCUGCUGUUUACUAUAUUUUGGGGAUUGUGCAGUAAUCCUCGUGUUCAAUCUCUUGAUCAAUGCAUCGAUUUUACUCAAUUUAGUUUUGUAUUCCCAAAUAAUACAAGAGUGGAAGACAUGAAAGUAUGCGGAUCUCAAGAAGUGAAACUCUUUUGUAAAGAUUUUGUACAAAAUGCAGAAGUUAUGUUUAUUUUAGCAACGGUUGCUGCUAUUUUGGCUAUUCUAAGUUUAACGCAUUACCUUAUGUGUUUAUCUGCUAAUUACGCACACAUUCGUGACCAUGAAAAAUUCCAAGAAUUACAAGAACUUCAAUAUCUUCAAGAUCCUGGCGAUCCAGACUCUCCGCAACCUGGAAUGGGAACUUUGAGCUCUCAUCACCAUGCUAAAGAUAGAUUCUAGGAUACAGCCCGCGAGAUCUUUGCUAUGAAUCCAUUA
Molecule: messenger RNA, 1144 nt
Organism: Polistes canadensis
Lineage: Eukaryota; Metazoa; Arthropoda; Insecta; Hymenoptera; Vespidae
Gene: M6
Product: neuronal membrane glycoprotein M6-a
Exons: 6
Coding region: 317-1108 (263 amino acids)
Biological process (GO): neuron projection development
Cellular component (GO): plasma membrane
Source: RefSeq, a predicted model, not a curated record